Microcebus murinus (gray mouse lemur) is the source of this 4414-nucleotide messenger RNA. Lineage: Eukaryota; Metazoa; Chordata; Mammalia; Primates; Cheirogaleidae. The record is from RefSeq and is a predicted model, not a curated record.
UCCCCGGUCCCCGCGGCGGACUGGGGCUGGGGACAGGCAGCGCGCGCGGACCAGGCCGGCGCCGAGGGCCGCCUCGGAUGGCUGCGGGGGCGCCGCGGCGCGCGUGAGGGGGAUGCGGCAGGAGGCGGCGCGGCGGGAGGAGUAGGCGGCGGUGCCCUCGGGAGGAGCUGCGCGCGGGCCAGACGGCUCCGGAGGCUCCGCAGUGCCGCCGCCGUCGCCCGGGAGGCUCCGCGCGGGAGCCAUGUAACCCUGGGGCGGGCUCCGGGCUGCUCCGUCCUUCCAGCUCCCGGGCUAGCGCGGCAGCGGGGCCACGAUGAAGAAGCAGUUCAAUCGCAUGCGCCAGCUGGCCAACCAGACGGUGGGCAGGGCUGAAAAGACUGAAGUUCUGAGUGAAGACCUUCUUCAGGUGGAGAAGCGCCUGGAGCUGGUGAAGCAGGUGUCCCACAGCACGCACAAGAAGCUCACCGCAUGUCUGCAGGGCCAGCAAGGGGCAGAGGCCGACAAGCGCUCCAAAAAGUUGCCUCUGACAACACUGGCUCAGUGUCUCAUGGAGGGGUCAGCUAUCCUGGGAGAUGACACACUUCUUGGGAAGAUGCUGAAACUCUGCGGAGAGACAGAGGACAAGCUGGCCCAGGAGCUGAUACACUUUGAACUGCAAGUAGAGAGAGAUGUGAUUGAGCCCCUGUUUCUGCUGGCCGAGGUGGAAAUCCCAAACAUUCAAAAGCAGAGGAAACACUUAGCCAAGUUGGUGCUGGACAUGGAUUCUUCACGAACCAGGUGGCAGCAGACUUCCAAGUCUUCAGGUUUGUCCAGCACCUUACAGCCUGCGGGUGCCAAAGCUGAUGCCCUCAGGGAAGAAAUGGAGGAGGCUGCCAACAGAGUGGAGAUUUGCAGGGACCAGCUGUCAGCUGACAUGUACAGUUUCGUGGCCAAAGAAAUUGACUAUGCAAACUACUUUCAAACGCUGAUAGAAGUGCAGGCGGAAUACCACAGGAAGUCGCUGACACUCUUGCAGGCUGUGUUGCCUCAGAUCAAAGCACAACAGGAGGCCUGGGUGGAGAAGCCGUCCUUCGGGAAGCCCCUGGAGGAGCACCUCACCAUCAGCGGCCGGGAGAUCGCCUUCCCCAUCGAGGCCUGUGUGACGAUGCUGCUCGAGUGUGGGAUGCAGGAGGAGGGACUCUUCCGAGUAGCUCCCUCUGCCUCCAAGCUGAAGAAGCUGAAAGCUGCCCUGGACUGCUGCGUGGUGGACGUGCAGGAGUACUCGGCAGACCCCCACGCGAUCGCAGGAGCUUUGAAAUCUUACCUCCGAGAGUUGCCAGAACCUCUUAUGACCUUUGAACUCUAUGACGAGUGGAUCCAGGCCUCCAAUAUCCAGGAGCAAGAUAAGAAGCUUCAGGCUCUAUGGAAUGCUUGUGAAAAAUUGCCUAAGGCCAAUCACAACAACAUCCGAUACUUGAUCAAAUUUUUAUCCAAGCUGUCAGAAUAUCAAGAUGUAAACAAGAUGACUCCCAGUAACAUGGCAAUUGUUUUAGGACCCAACCUCCUGUGGCCACAAGCAGAAGGGAACAUCACGGAGAUGAUGACCACGGUCUCCCUGCAGAUUGUCGGGAUCAUCGAACCCAUCAUCCAGCACGCGGACUGGUUCUUCCCCGGGGAGAUAGAGUUCAACAUUACAGGCAAUUAUGGGAGUCCAGUGCACGUGAACCAUAACGCCAACUACAGCUCAAUGCCUUCCCCAGACAUGGACCCCGCUGACCGGCGCCAGCCCGAGCAGGCCCGCCGGCCCCUCAGCGUCGCCACGGAUAAUAUGAUGCUGGAGUUUUACAAAAAGGAUGGCAUGGGUGUGAGGGUCAUGGACACCUCUUGGGUGGCCCGAAGAGGCUCCUCAGCCGGCCGGAAAGCGUCCUGCGCCCCGCCCGCCAUGCAGCCGCCCGCGCCGCCACCCGCAGAGCUGGCCGCCCCCCUGCCGUCGCUGCCGUCGCCGCUGCCGGAGCAGCCCCCGGACAGCCCCGCGCCGCCCGCGCUCUCCCCGGCCGCCGCGGGCCUGCAGCCCGGGCCCGAGCGCGCCAGCUCGUCAAAAAGCAAGGAACUCUCUCCAGGGUCGGGGCAGAAAGGAAGUCCAGGCUCCAGCCAGGGGACAGGCGGUGCAGGGACGCAGCCAGGGGCACAGCCGGCUGCCAGCCCCAGCCAGCCGCCCGCAGACCAGAGUCCCCACACCCUUCGGAAAGUUUCAAAGAAGUUGGCACCGAUUCCACCCAAGGCCCCCUUUGGCCAGCCGGGGGCUGUGGCUGACCAGUGCACGGGCCAGCCGUCCCCGGUCAGCCUGUCUCCCACCCCCCCAAGCACCCCGUCGCCCUACGGACUGAGCUACCCCCAGGGGUACUCCUUGGCCUCGGGCCAGCUGUCCCCGGCCGCCGCCCCUCCCCUGGCCUCUCCUUCUGUCUUCACAAGCACUUUGACCAAAUCUCGGCCCACCCCCAAGCCCCGACAGAGACCUACCCUGCCGCCGCCUCAGCCUCCCACGGUCAACCUCUCAGCCUCUAGCCCCCAGUCCGCGGAGCCCCCCCUGCUGGACGGCGUGUCCCCUGGGGAAAGCAUGUCUACAGCUGUGUGACAUGAGUGGCGCAGUUUUGGAUACGUGUGAGGGGGAUUUGCAGGAUCUCGUCCACUUUGACAUCCCUUCGAUCCACAUAGAGCUCGGGUCCACGCUCCGCCUGAGUCCCCAGGACCGCGCGCAGCGACACUCAGUGACUGACAAGAGGAACGAGGAGGAGUCCGAGAGCACCGCGCUCUGACACGUUCCCGCCCACCCCACACCCUGUACAUACACGCGUGGGCCCCAGACACGCCGCCAGGAGCAGCGUCCCCGAGCUUGCCAAGUGCUCUCCGUUGGCUCUUCCCUGUCACUGCCAACGCGAGGUUGGGGUUUGGCAGAAAACCGUGGUCUCUGGUCUGUGUGGCAAUGCUGGUGGUGCAGAUUUUGUUUUUUUUCCUUUCGGGUGGCGACUUUGGCCUUUGUUUUGACCUUUGCCUUUUGACUUUGUGCCUAUUUUGGUCUACUUUCAGCCUCCGUGCCCCAGCAGCACCCACCUCUGCACCCAAGGGUUUGUCAGAAACGUCACCUGCAGGGAGGGGUGGUGCAGAAGAGGGUCGAGUUGCCCUGGUUAGACCCGAGGGCUGCUGCUUUCCUCGGACAGCUGAUGCCAGGGCCUGCGCUGUCUGCUCAAUGGCUACAGAAAGGAAACAGGACAGCAAGGACCUUGCACUGACAACGGGACUAGGUCCGGUUCUGGCGGUCCUGGGGCACUGACUGUUGCAGCUCCCCGGGGGAGGGCUCGCACUGCGGAGCCUUUCAGGCAGCCCCCAACCAGUGUGCUCCAAAGCAAAUGGCGUAAAACAAAGUUUGCUUCAUUUCCUAACAGUUUUCUUUUUCCCCACCAUGUGGCUGAAAGCUGCCAUUACUCCCUGUCACUUUAUACUUUCGAAUGUAAAACACGGUCUUGAUGAUAUCUUGAAGGUAGCCCCCAUCGCUCCCAAAACAUUAACUGAGAGUAAUUCUACCCCUCCGCGCACCUAGAGGUGCUAGUGCAGGGGUCCUCAAACUUUUUAAACAGGGGGCCAGUUCACUGUCCCUCAGACCGUUGGAGAGUGCGCGCUGUGGGCCGGGCACGAGUCGGCUGCUAAGCAGGACAGGCAGCGGCGGCAAAAACUCCAGGACCAGGUAAACGUGCUAGGCAGCCACAUGCGGGCCGAAGUUUGAGGACGCCUGCACUAGUGUGUGAGGUCCUGGAGCCCACCUCUUCUGUCUGAGGUUACAACUGAAUAGCAAUAAUUCUGUUACCCAAAGCAUGUAGAGGAAAGUGAAACCAGCCACGGAGCCACCGGCCCACGCGCUCAGCCUGCGUGUGGCCUGCUUUGCUCGCCGGCCUCUGCCGCUCCUCCCUCCUCCUGAGUCCCACCUGGUCCCAGGACGAGCGCCGGGACGGCACUGGGGAGCCUCUCCACGCUUGGGGGUCAAGGGAGUGAGGAAAGAGGUGGGCCAUGCAUGCAAAGUCAAAGUUUAAAAUUUUAUCCUUUUAAAAUAGAUAUAAUAUACCUAUAUAUGAUAUAAUAUUUGUAUAUAUGAAAUCUCUCUAUAUUUGUUUAAUUUGAGCCAUUCAAUCUAAACCAAUGUACAGGUGUACAAUGAAAAAUUUAAAUGCUUAGUUAUUUUUCCCAACACAGUGUAAAGCCACCCUUCUGAGAGUGAGUGGGAUCUGCAGACUUUUGACGUUAUGGCUUUGCUCACUUCCUGGCAAGGGCAGUUCAAUCCUCGAUUUGUAAUAGAGUGGGGGGGGAGGUGAAAGUUAUCUUUAAAUACAUGUACAAAUUGUUGUCAAAAGUAAUGUUAUUAAAAUAGAUUUAUUAUCCCUGA